Pocillopora meandrina is the source of this 4149-nucleotide messenger RNA. The record is from the annotation of a GenBank genome assembly. NCBI's taxonomy places the organism in Eukaryota, Metazoa, Cnidaria, Anthozoa, Scleractinia, Pocilloporidae.
AUGGAUUUUCUCAAGGAAUCACUUGCACCAAGAACCUUCAACAAAAUUAGCUAUGCCGUAGUUUUAAUUUGGUUCGUGAUCAGUGUAAUUUUCUUUGGCAUUUUUGCCGAAGUGGAAAAUACCGAAUCCAGGUACGAUUUCCGUUGCGGUGGCACCAAGAGUGAAAACAUCGACCUUAUCCGUGGGGAAUGUUUCGAAAAAUACCAGAAGCAAUACAACAAGUACGGUGUUCCUGUCUAUGGCUUCGUGAUCAUCAAUUUCCUCCUUAUUGGAAUUGUAUGUGUUAUCUACUCCCAAAUAGUGAAAAACGCAGUCGAUCAUUUGUCGUCGAGCAGUCGUAACAGUGAUCCAGAGAGCGGACAGUCGCGCGACCAAGAAAACCCAACAGGACAAACAACAAAUUGCAGACACAAGCUUUUCAUAGCUUACUGUUGUCAACUAUCUACGAGACUUGUUCUAGGAGUUCUCUUCAUAUUGCUGCAAACUCAGUUGCUUUAUCCUUUAAAGUUUUCCUCCACGUUUGAAUGUUGCUUGAACUCUGGGACCAACCAGCCGAGGAAUUCAUCGAACGCCGCCCCAAACAGUACUUUACACAAAUGUCACAAUCAACGAGCGAUAAAGAAAACCUUUUGGAUGAACGCUGUCCUUGCAGUGAAUGGAAUUUUUGACGCUGGCAUUCUGAUUGAAAUCGUCUACAUUUUGACACAGGCAUGGAUAAAAAGGAAUUUUAUGCAAGACUCAGACUUUCUAAAAACCUAUCUAAAUGCUAAUCAUGACAAGUCGCAUCAAGAACCUAAGGAACAAGAAGGAAGAAGACAACAUGAAAUUGUUCCACUACAGCUAAGAGAGCCGGGAAACCGUCCGACCCGGGUCGAGUUGCACCAAGAAUCUCAAAAGCAGGAUGAUGUUCCACUUCAGCCACGAGAACAUGAACGUCCUCCGACCCAAUUCGAGUUACACCAAAAACCUCGAAAACAAGAUGCAGUUGUCCCACUACAGCCACGAGACCAAGUCGCGUCGCAUAAUGUUCUUAAACAGCCAGAGGGAACGAGCGGACAUGAUAAGCCUGAACAGCUUCAACCAUUCAUCGCACGAACGAAGAAAAUCAUCAAAGAAGACACCCAAUGCCUCUACGAACUCCAAUCACCGUUUCGACGUCCUCCAGGCGCAGAAACAGAAGCCACAGAUUUGACUUUGGAUCAGAUUUACACAAACCUUGUGAUCAUUCCCAACAGGGCUACGUACAACUUUACUACAGACAGACAAGAACAACUCAAAGUUUAUCCAAGGUCGCGCGACGAAGAAUCACAUCCGAAAAGCCUGGAAGACCUCCUAAAUGAUAAAAAUAAGAAAGUAUUGAUUGUCGGUCGCCCCGGAAUCGGCAAAACAUUAUGUUGCAUCAAACUUCUCAGAGACUGGGCAUUUGAGAAAGUCAAAUCCCAAAUCCAAUUUGAUGCUGCUUUCUUCGUAAAGUUCAGAAGAUUCAACUCGGCAGACGACCUUAGCCUUAGGGAACUACUCACUCGGUCAGAACAUUCCACCUCAGAUCACCUGGAUGAUGAGGUCUGGAAUUACAUCCUGCAGCACCCUGAAGGUGUCCUCAUACUUUUUGACGGAUUUGACGAAUUCAAAGAUAACGCAAACAUGGCCGUGGCGCCUUCUCAUCCCGGAAACAUUAAAGACAAGAUGCCGCUCCAAAUCCUUUAUCAGUGGCUUGUGACCGGGAAACUUCUUGAAGAUGCUUCAAUUGUAACGACUACUAGACCUACGGCUUUGACCGGUAUCGCACAUCUUAAUUUCAACAAAACCUUUGAAAUCUUAGGGUUUUCAACCGAGCAAAUUCAAGAGUAUAUCAACAAAUUCGCCGGAGUUGACAAUCAAGUAGGCGAAACACUAUGGCGACACAUCAGCAGCAACAUGAACUUACUUUCGCUCUGUUAUGUCCCUGUGAACAGCUUCAUCAUAUGCUCAAGUCUGUCACAAAUAUUGCAGUUCGAAAGUUCCGCUAGUGUUACCCUCCCUUCCAAAUUAACCACGAUAUACAAGAUUGCAGUGAAAGUAUUUUAUUUCAAACACACGAAAGAAUUCCGCGAUAAACAUUUUACCCGCGAAGACUUUCUAUCAGAUGAUUUGCCCUCGGCUGUGGAGGGGGAAUUCGAGAAACUAGGAAGAGUGGCGUUUGAAGGAAUCAAAGAAGGAAAACUGAUCCUUAGAGGAAACGAAGUACGCGAAAUGAAAGACAGCGCCCUUUUUCACCGCUUACCCGACCGUGAACAUGCCGCUUUAGAAGAUGAGAAACAAUUCUGUUUCAUUCACCUUACAAUGCAAGAGUUUUUCGCAGCGCGGCACCUGACAAACAACAUGAAAGAAAGAGAAUUAGGGAACUUUGUUUCAGAAAACAUCAAGAACGGCAAAUGGCAGCUGGUUUUUCAGUUUCUGGCGGGACUAAUGGAGGAGAAAAACCACCUACCAAGCGAAAUCAUCACUGACCUUCUUCCUGUGCAAACUGAAGAGAAAAAAAACGAAGCCGAAGAAAGCGAAGACAAAAUGGUGACCUGCUGGCCGACUAAAGACGAAAAGGAUUUAGCAGUGACAUUGCUUAAAUGUAGUUACGAAAGUAAUAAGAUGGAGUCGAUAGUUCAGAGAAAACUACAACAAAUUAACUUUAACUGUGUAAAUUUUAUUGAUUGUCACCUCACAGCUGUUGGUUGCCCUUCCUUAGUAAAUGUAAUUAAGAAUGUUCAACAAAUUUCACAUUUAGAUUUGAGUUUCAAUAACAUCGGUCCAUUAGGUUGUUUUGAGAUUUGUAAAUUGUUAAAAUAUAGGAAAUUUCAACUGAGCUCGUUAAACCUCACAAGAAAUCAACUGACAGAUGAAGCAGCAAAGUAUUUAGCUGAAGCCAUCAACAGCAACAACAGUCAGCUACGCACGUUAAACCUCUCAGAAAAUAAUAUCUCACGCAUCGGAGCACGGCACUUGGCUGAAGCUAUCAACAGCAACUGUCAGCUACGCACGUUAAACCUCUCACACAAUAACAUCUCACACAUUGGAACACGGCACUUGGCUGAAGCUAUCAACAACAACAACUGUCAGCUACGCACAUUAUACCUCAUCGCAAGUAACAUCUCAGACUUUGGAGCACGGUACUUGGCUGACGCCAUUAACAACAACAGUCAGCUACGCACGUUAAACCUCUCAGAAAAUAACAUCUCUGAGAUUGGAGUACAGCACUUGGCUAAAGCCAUCAAUAACAAAAACUGUCAGCUACGCACGUUAAGUCUCUGGAAAAAUAACAUCUCAGACAUUGGAGCACGGUACUUGGCUGACGCCAUCAACAACAACAACUGUCAGCUACGCACGUUAAACCUCUGGGAAAAUAACAUCUCAGACAUUGGAGCACAGCACUUGGCUGAAGCCAUCAACAACAACAACUGUCAGCUACACACGUUAGACCUCACAUACAAUAACAUCUCAGACAUUGGAGCACAGCACUUGGCUGACGCCAUCAACAACAACAACUGUCAGCUACGCACGUUAGAACUCUCAGCAAAUAACAUCUCACACAUUGGAGCACAACACUUGGCUAAAGCCAUCAACAACAACAACUGUCAGCUACGCACGUUAAACCUCUGGGAAAAUAACAUCUCAGACAUUGGAGCACAGCACUUGGCUGACGCCAUCAACAACAACAACUGUCAGCUACGCACGUUAGACCUCUCAGCAAAUAACAUCUCAGACAUUGGAGCACAGCACUUGGCUGAAGCCAUCAACAACAACAACUGUCAGCUACGCACGUUAAACCUCUCAGGAAAUAACAUCUCAGACAUUGGAGCACAGCACUUGGCUGACGCCAUCAACAACAACAACUGUCAGCUACACACGUUAAACCUCUCAGAAAAUAACAUCUCAGACAUUGGAGCACAGCACUUGGCUGAAGCCAUCAACAACAACAACUGUCAUCUACACACGUUAUACCUCUCAGACAAUAACAUCUCGGACAUUGGAGCACAGCACUUGGCUGAAGCCAUCAACAACAACAACUGUCAGCUACACACGUUAUACCUCACAAAAAAUCAACACAUAACAAAUGCAGGUAAGCAAAAGGCACGUAAAUUACUUGGCGAUAGUCGGUGUAAGCUUAUUCUUUAG